UUACUCGUGAAGGACACGUGCUUGUUUAUGCUUCGGACCCGAGCUAGCCGUCCCCUUUUUCCUGGUCUGUUAUAGCUCACAACGAAGCGUUAUAACACUUUUUAAAAAAAGGUGAUAUUUUGUCGAGGAUGAUCGAGAACUAUGGCCGAAGACGAGCUAGUUGCGUUCAGGGAGCGUUGGAAAGAAGAGUUAACGAGUAAUACAGAGGAGCUCGUCGGCGCUCCUUCCGGUCAGAGAGACUUGAAAAAUAGGUAUUUUGAGAACUUGAACGAGGCCUGUAGUCCUACAAAACAAGAAGAGGGUGAAGCACGUGGAGGAGGAGGAGGAGGAGGAGGAGGAAGGGGGGAACAAGCUGCAGCGGAGGCCGAGGAUCAGCCUGAAUAUGUGUCCAUCGCACGUAGUUUGCUGGAUGGGAGGACCAGUCCCCUGCUGGGCAGGAUUCAGGAGGAGAGGACCAGGAGAAAGAGGCAGUAUCAAAACAUGACCAGCGUGCGCAGCGCCUCCCUCCAGCAGCAGCAGGAGGAGCAGCCCAAGAGGAAGGAGAAGAAAGACGAGGAGCUGUUGGAUCAACUCAUUCAAGACCUGAAUGAAGUCAACGACAUCCCCUUCUUCGACAUCGAGUUGCCGUACGAGUUAGCCCUGAAGAUAUUCCAGUGCCUCGACUGCACCGAGCUGGGCCGGUGUGCACAGGUGAGCAGGGCGUGGGGGGUCCUCGCGGAGGACGGCGUGCUGUGGUUCAGGAUGUGCACGGCGGAGGGCUACCAUCAGGGCGCCGGCGUGGCGGACUCCCCCUGCUGGAAGAGCACGCUGCGAGACUGCAGGAACUCGGCCAGAACCGUGCGCUCCAACUGGAAGAAUCGAGUGGGCUCCAUCAGCCAGCUGCAGUUCGAGCUCGGCAAAGUGCUGUGUGACGUCAGCUGCUGUGACAACUUCGUCUUGGCCGGGUACACGACCGGCGACGUGAGGCUGUGGGACACGCUGCACUGGGACUCCGCCGCCUCCUACCUGAAGGUCAACGGCCUGUCGGCGAACUCCAACCCCAGGCCUUGUGUCAGCCACGUCCAGGUCAACGGCACGGUGGCUGCAGCUGCUUAUGAAGACGGCUGCGUGGACAUGUGGAGCACGGAGACGGGCGGCGAGCCCAUCCAUCACUACCAGAGCCCCGGGGGGAUCCAGGCCCUGGCCCUGAGCCCCGACAGCCCCGCCCUGGCCUCCGCCGCCGGGCCCGACGUUCGGCUGGUCGCCGCCGACGACCGCGGCUACUGGAGAGCGCUCUGCCGGGCUCGGCUACCCAAGACCGUGGAGAGCCUGGUGCUGGUGCCGGGCCGAGGGCAGCAGUGCCCGCUGGCGGCCCUGGCGGCCGGAGACGCCGUGCACCUGUUGGACCCCCGGGAGGAGGCGGAGCCGCGGUCGCUCCACUCGGUCUACGGACAUCCCGUCACCUGUUUGGACGCCUGCGACGCGCACGUCGCAUUCGGAGUGAAGCGCGCAGGCUGGGCCAUGCACGACGGGGGGAACAAGAUCCACGUCUACAGCCUGGAGACGGGCAAACCCGUGGCGUGCGUCGGCGACUCGCUGGGAGAUUUCACCUGCGUCAACCUGAGAGACGGCCCUCCUCACCUGCUGGUGUGCGGAAACAGAGACCGCAGGGUGAGGGUGUUCGACCUCCGAGCCGGCUCCUCCUCCGUGGCGUCCCUGUACGCCCACCACCUGGGCGUCACCGCGGUGCAGGCGGACGACUGGAAGGUGGUCAGCGGCGGCGGCGAAGGGUUGGCGUGCGUCUGGGAGAUGAGGACGGGAGCGAAGCUGUGGGAGAUGCACAACAGGCAUCCUGUGAGGCGCGUACGCUUCAACAGCAGCACCCUGGUAACGGCCAACAUCCCCGAUGACAAGUCUCCGAGGGGCGCCUGCAUCACAGACGAUGACCUUACAGCUCACCGCAGACACAGAGGAGUCAUCUGCCAUUACGACUUCUCCGAGGACGCGUUGUCGCGGGACCACAUCCUGCCCAUCUGCAGGUCCGACUACAUCGAGUCCUCCGGCUACAACUACAACAUCGGCCUGGCGGUGCCGUACGACAAGCUGCCCGGCGGCUCCCAUCCGGCCCGCUGACCCCGGAUCAGUUUGAUUCUCCAAACUUUAUCCCCUUUUUUCUUCUUCUUUUUUAAAAUCGAAUGACUUUCCUUUUUCCAUCAUGCAUCUUAGGACGACGGUAGUGGACGAUGGACCCAGAUGUUUAAAAUGGAUGAUUUUUUUUUAUUUGGGGAUUUUAUUAAAUAAAAAAAAAAAAAUUUUAAUACGA
Messenger RNA from Cyclopterus lumpus (lumpfish), 2302 nucleotides. It is a transcript of the gene fbxw8, whose product is annotated as F-box and WD repeat domain containing 8. The coding region runs from base 142 to 2112 and encodes 656 amino acids. The record is from RefSeq and is a predicted model, not a curated record. Gene Ontology annotation, molecular function: protein binding. Lineage: Eukaryota; Metazoa; Chordata; Actinopteri; Perciformes; Cyclopteridae. The transcript has 11 exons. Gene Ontology annotation, cellular component: preribosome, large subunit precursor.